CAUAGCAUAGAGUCAAACAUAUAUAUACAAGGAAUGGACUUCAAGGGCAGCUCUGGAAUGAAGGGUAGCGGAGGCAUCCGUGAUAGUUUGGGCAUAAGAGACAGUACUGGUAUACUUGGAAGCGCUAACAGCUCGCCAAACAUGUCAUCACAACACAUUGGUCUGCUCAACGAAGAGAAGAUUACAAGAGUGCUCAAUAAGAUACCAGACAACUAUCACAAGACAGACUUUGCAGCGAGACGUGUCGCACUAGACUACAUGCGAUCCACCAACAGAAAGGACCUAUUGGAUCAAGUAGAGAAAUGGUUAGACGAUCUAAAUGAAGUCACUGAUGAUGUUGUCGAUGUAUACUUCCAAGGAUUCAACAAGUCAAUUCAUAACUACAGUAGGAUACUUCAGUUCAUGGGAGACUCACAUACCAAUGCAUUGUCGAUGAGCAAGGAGGUCGACGAAGUCACCAAACUCGUACACUUUAACAAUACAAACAUCGAGAGGAUGUGGAGACGUAACCUGGAGUACUACUACAUGAUACAGAUACUUGAGAAGAUGGAGGAGCUAAAGCGUGUACCUGGCUUGCUGGACCAAUACCUCAAGGACAAUCACUUUGUUCAUGCUUCCAACUUGAUCGUCAACUCAUUACAGUCGUUGAGUGAGAAGGACUUGGUCAAUGUUCAAGCAUUGUCCGAGCUGCGACACUCACUAAAUGAGCGCAAGGAGAUGUUUAACGAGUUGAUCAUUGAUCGAUUGAGCAAUCAUGUAUACAUGCGAUCACUCCAGACUGAUCAGGACGAUGAGGAUGAAGACGACUUUGCAUCAAUCCUCAAGAAGGCCACAAAGAAGCCUUCAUCAAUGGCGCACAGUGCAAGCAGCAGUAGUGUCAAUGGCACCAACAACAUCACUGGCAACAAUAACAACACAACAAGUCUAAAGACAAUCAAGAGUAGCGCGAGCAGGGAGGAGCAGGCUGACAAUCAACCACUGCAACUCGAGCUGAUAUCCAAGGCAUCCAACUCAUUGGAGGACCUCAGCAUCAACCCCGAGACCAAUGGCAAGCUCUUCAUGAACCUCCUCAUCGAGUCACUCAACGUCCUUGGCGAGAUCGACUCUGCCGUCGGUCUCAUCCUUGGCAAGAUCUCCAUCGAGAUGAAGACAAUCAUCUCAAGCUGCUCCUCGACCGUCACUCAAACAUAUCAAUACGAAGGAAAGACAAUAGCAAAAGUACCUGGCGAGUCGAAUAGCGGAGACUUGAAUGAGCAGAGCCUGAUGCUGCUCAGCGACACAUUCACUCGCAACACUCUGCUGUCCAACAACACAUUGAACAUACCUCUGGUGGACUUGAUGAACGCCAUCUUCAAGAAGGUGUUGUCUGUGUUCAAGAACCACAUGACUCUGUCAAUCAUUGUGAACGACUCUAUCAAGAAACGCGAAGCCAAGCGACGCAGAGAGCGCGUGACAGACUUUAGUGAUGAUCGCGAUGGUGACCAUCUCUCACGCAGCAUGGAGGAGUCGUCCGAGGAUGGCUCGUUGCAUGGCAGUGGCAGACGUGAUGUUCCCAAUGCCAACGUUGACAGCGGACCCUACAGUCUGUCGCUGGUGUGGGAAAUCAUGCAGAAGGAGAUCAGAGAGAUGCUGCGCAUCCACCUGCAGGACACAUCGUCCCUGUUCCUGCGCUCAUCACAGUCCGCCACGGCCACCGCCGACCAGGGCCGCACUACUUCAGUGCGCCUGUUCAGCUUCAGCAACUCAAUCGUUACCGACACUUGGAACGGCGCGGCAGGCAGUCCGCCCCUGUCGUCCCAGAAUGGUUUGAUGAGCACACCACUCAACAACAGCGGAGGAAUCAGUCAGAGCGUUGGAAUCUUCAAGGCGUCGCAGUACAACGUCACACCAAUCUAUCCACUAAUCACACAGUUCACGGACCACAUCGACUCGCUUCUGUCCAACGAGUCACCCGAAGAGCGCAACCUCUACAGCUCGUCGGAGGGACAACAGCACCGCGGACUUCUCCGCCUGUACAUCGAUGACUUUGUGCAUCGCAACUUCCUGGAACACAUCAAGUCGGACUACAAGAGGCGUGUGGCCAGUGCCAUCGAAGGCACUGAUGCAUUCAAGCCCUUGGAGAGAUCAAGAUUCGUCUAUCGUCUGCGCGAGACAAAGCCUGUCCUCAAUGGUACAUUACAGAUCUUCCAAUUCAUUACAGAGUUGUUCUCGGACAUUGUGGCAAUGAGUCACUAUGCUGAGGAGUUUGGCGCAAUCAUUCAGAACACACUGCUUCAGUACUACCUCAAGUGUUUGUCAAAGUUCAAUCAUGAGGUGGAACCGACCAUCACUGGCGCACUGCUCAACACCGACCUAUUCAAGCAUCUGCUCAACACAUUGGACUCCAAGAAACAGGAGUCGGCAGACUUUAGAGACACAAAGGAGGAGGAGUUUGAGUACAAGCUCGAGGCGGACUUGUUCGCCGUGCCCGACAAGCCAGUGAUCAAGAACCAGCUUAUACUUGAUGUUCAAAAGUUGACAAUGAUUGCCAACCUCUAUCACAGUUUGGAGUGGCUGGCACAGCGAGUCACCAGUCUAUUUUCGGUCACAUCAGGCGCGGGCACCAGCAACACCACCUCUGUGCCCGAGACACCAUCCAAAGGAUUGCCAAAGACUGCCGUCAAGCAUCAACCACCAAAGAAUCUCCUCUCACCUGCACUCACAGAGAUUCUAAAGUCGAUGGAUGUGUCGAUCAAGGACAUCACGUCAAGGUUCCGCGAGUUGGCCAAGCAAUGUCUGAUCAGUCUGCGCAUCGAGUACAGGAUACACUGCUUCUACUUCUUGGAGGGCUUCAAGAAGACGUCCUACAUGUGCGACGAGGAGAGGACCGACCCUGACAGCUUCAUCGUCGAGCUCAACAAGGAUCUCUCGACCAACGAGGAGACAAUGUCCAACUAUCUGACGAGCGACAAGUGUCAUUUCUUAUUUGGAGGCAUCGCCAAGCUCAUCGGCAAACUGCUCAUUAGCAAGCUGGUGCACAUCAAGCAGAUCAACAACAACGGUGUUGCCAAGCUAUGCAAGAACGUCUACACACUGCAGCAGAAUCUGACCAACAUCAUUGUCAAGCGAGAGAUAUUCUUUGAUCGCAUCAGACAAUUCUAUCAAUCACUGGCCAACGAAGACGAGUUGUUGCACUACCUGUUGGAGAAGAUGUCCUUACCCUACUUCUCGGCAGAGGAAGGAAGAAUCAUCCUAGAGUUCCUCGGUUCCACCAAGAGAGUGAGCUCCAACGUUCUCCAAACACUGGAUGCCAAGUAUAGGAACAUG
Messenger RNA from Acytostelium subglobosum LB1, 3306 nucleotides. RefSeq lists its product as hypothetical. The annotation marks the transcript as partial. Lineage: Eukaryota; Evosea; Eumycetozoa; Acytosteliales; Acytosteliaceae. The transcript has 5 exons. Gene Ontology annotation, biological process: Golgi to plasma membrane transport; exocytosis. Gene Ontology annotation, cellular component: exocyst. The record is from RefSeq and is a predicted model, not a curated record.